UUGUGAUCGCGGUGCCUACUGUACGGUGGAGGAGCAAGUGGGAACCUUACACUGCAGAGCUCUCGUCCCGGCCUGGCCCGGCCCGGCCCCACGCUAUGGAGUUCCUUUGGGCCCCUCUCUUGGGUCUGUGCUGCAGUCUGGCUGCUGCUGACCGUCACAUCGUCUUCUGGAACAGUUCAAAUCCCAAGUUCCGGGAGGAGGACUACACCGUCCACGUGCGGCUGAACGACUACCUCGACAUCAUCUGCCCGCAUUACGAGGACGACUCCGUGGCGGAGGCUGCCAUGGAGCGGUACACACUGUACAUGGUGGAGCAGCCCGAGUAUGCGGCGUGCCAGCCCCAGUCCAAGGACCAGGUCCGUUGGAAGUGCAACCAGCCCAGUGCCAAGCAUGGCCCGGAGAAGCUAUCUGAGAAAUUCCAGCGCUUCACACCUUUUACCUUGGGCAAGGAGUUCAAGGAAGGGCACAGCUACUACUACAUCUCCAAACCUAUCUACCAUCAAGAAAACCAGUGCUUGAAGCUGAGGGUGACCGUCGAUGGCAAAAUCACUCAUAGCCCUCAUGCCCAUGCCAAUUCACAGGAGAAGAGAAUUCUAGCAGACGACCCGGAGGUUCAGGUUCUGCACAGCAUCGGUUACAGUGCUGCCCCCCGACUCUUCCCACUGGUCUGGGCUGUGCUGCUCCUGCCACUGCUGCUACUACAAACUCAGUGAAGGUGGAUGCUUCACCUGGCUUAAGGAUUGGAACUGGGCCACGGAGCAGGGAUAAGCACCCCAAAGCUCCAGCCCUGGGGAUCACUCCCACUACAUGCUCAAGCUGCCACCCUGAAGCCUCAGAAGGCUCAGGAUUAAGGGUUUCAACCCAAAGGAGUUCAACCAGCCUGACUGUGCCAUUCCUGCCUCCACUUCAGAGGGAUGGAGAAAGAAGAGGGGGCGGUCCUUUCCCUGCGAUUUUUACCUUUAAGCCAAAGAAACAAGCUGUGCGGGCCUGGACCAUUUAGAGGGCCCAGUGGGAGAUGAGCUGGGGGGCCUGAGGUCAUGCAGUUGGACACUAAGACGCCCUUCCAAGGAAACUCUGAUGUCCAGAUGAACUGACCGAAGGGAAAGCUUGAGACAGCUUCCUGCGUGGGAGCCAGGUACAGGAGAGGCUGCAUGCUUGGGCUGACCCAGCAUCUCUGCAAGAUUUCCACCUGCUGAGCUGCCAGAGAGGUUUGUAGCCAGGCACUGACUGCAUCCUCCCCGUCCUUCGGGCAGCAUUCCCUGGAGCUGUGCCAACACGAGGACUAUACUGAGAGUAUAGCUGUAAGGGCAGUGCCCACAUGUACCGUCUGUGUAGAAUGUAGCUGAAAGGGCAGGGCCCACAUGUACAGUGUCUGUAUAUAAAUGUGCUGUGUCUGCUCGUUUCUACAACUGGAGGUUUUUUUAUACAGUGUUCUUGGAUCAUAAUAAAGCAAUGUUUUUGGUUUUUUUGGA
Molecule: messenger RNA, 1472 nt
Organism: Chionomys nivalis (European snow vole)
Lineage: Eukaryota; Metazoa; Chordata; Mammalia; Rodentia; Cricetidae
Gene: Efna1
Product: ephrin A1
Exons: 5
Coding region: 96-713 (205 amino acids)
Biological process (GO): axon guidance; ephrin receptor signaling pathway
Cellular component (GO): plasma membrane
Molecular function (GO): ephrin receptor binding
Source: RefSeq, a predicted model, not a curated record